Messenger RNA from Cydia strobilella, 2690 nucleotides. Its product is annotated as zinc finger protein 595-like. The coding region runs from base 103 to 1554 and encodes 483 amino acids. The transcript has a single exon. Gene Ontology annotation, biological process: regulation of transcription by RNA polymerase II. The record is from RefSeq and is a predicted model, not a curated record. Gene Ontology annotation, molecular function: DNA-binding transcription factor activity, RNA polymerase II-specific; zinc ion binding. NCBI's taxonomy places the organism in Eukaryota, Metazoa, Arthropoda, Insecta, Lepidoptera, Tortricidae. Gene Ontology annotation, cellular component: nucleus.
GAUUUGUGAUUGUGAUUAUUCUUGACUUAUUAAGAUAGAAAAAAUAAUGAAAAAUGCGAUUCCUAAAGUAAUUCUUACCUAGAUUUCGUUUUAUAAACAACAAUGGGUGACGAUAAGAAGAAAGUGAAAAUCUGCCGUGUGUGUUUGGGUACAAACGUGAAAAAGUGCAUGUCUCUAUUCGAAAUAUACAAAGAUUGUCUCAUUUACGACUACGUCAAUACUAUAGCUAACGUUAAAAUACAGAAAGAUGAUGGUUUCCCGGACAAAAUAUGCUUGGAUUGCCUGUUGGAGCUGGAAACGGCGAUACAUUUCAAGCAGAAAUGCGAGAGUUCCAAUGUCAUUUUGCAGUCAGCUCAGUUGGAGAAGCUUCCCGUCGUUUCUAUCAACAACGCGAUAGCUGAGAUCGUUAUUAAAAAAGAAGAACCCUUAGAAGAGCCUUACGAGUAUUUAGAAGAGGAUGUGCAUUUUAUAGACUCAGCUGAUCUACUCUCGGACGCCAAACUAGAGGAUGAUGAAGGCAAAGGCGUUAAAAAAAGCCGAGCGAUAGAUUUAAAAUUAGAAUGUCACGACUGCGGCAACUUAUUUAAAAGCAAAUGUAAAUUACGUGUGCACUGGAAGAAGGUUCAUCUGCCGGAAGCUUUAAUAUGCUCCAUUUGUAAGAGAAUGUUCAAGUCUUUCAAGGCGUUUAACAGGCAUCUGAAGUCAAACAGACAGAGCUGUAAAACUGCCGCUAACGUUAGAAUAGAAGGUACGGGAAGGAACAGAAUAUUCCAUUGUAAGGAAUGUAAUUAUAAGUCUAAAAGAAUUAAAGAUAUGCAGUCACAUCUCGUUAUACACACUGGGGACCGUCCAUAUCAUUGUGACAAGUGCCCUGCAAAAUUUACUCAGCAGAGCUCUCUACAGAGCCAUCAGGAGGGCUCACACAAGCUCUACAAAGUCGAAAUAACCUGCCAGUACUGUGGAAAGUUUGUCCGAGGCCGCUCAAAUGUGUACCGUCACUUAAAAACACAUACGGACAACCAGCAUCAAUGUCAAGUGUGCAGCAAGAUACUACAGUCAAAGAAAAGCCUGGCGACACACAUGCAGAGGCACAGCGGAGUUAAACAAUACACAUGCGAAGUUUGUGCCAAGUCAUUCUACACAGGCGCAGAACUCUGUAAUCAUAAACGAAUGAUUCACAUGAAGGGCAAGUAUUGGUACUUCUGCAAUGUCUGCGAAUACAAAUCUAUAAGGUCGGAAAAAGUGAAGAAGCACAAAGCAAAACAUACAGCGACCAAUAUCCCUUGUGUUGUAUGCGGCAUGUUUUUUGAAAUGCCCGAUAAACUUAUCCAGCAUCAACGGAAACAUUUCGGAGAGAAGAAGUUCCCUUGUCCAUUGUGUGACAAACGGUUCUUCAGGAAAGACACUGUUGGAAAGCACAUACGAUCAAAACAUAAAUGUCAGAUGCCUACUCUUAUGGUGGAGAAGAGAGUUGUGGUCAAAAAGGAGGCGCCCAUCGCCCCUGCUGAUGACUUAAUAGAGAUUGAACUGUCACCUGUCAUAGAAAUUAAAUAGUUUAAGUAAUUUAUUAAAUUGAAUUGAUUCCUAAUGUAUCAUAAGACUAGCAUGAUGUUGACGUUUAUAGAAGUUUCUGUUAAAAAAAAUGUGGUAAGGUCAUGAUUGUAAAGUUUAUAGCAUUUUAAAGUAAAAUUACUUUAGCUAGCAUCCCAAUAGACCUAUACUGCUGACUAUAAUGACCUAUUUGUUUUAUGAAAACGGAUUAUAUCGCGUAUGUUGAAUCCGUUUUCAUAGUUUUAUUUCAUGAGUAACUAUCGCGGUAACAGCAGAAGACAAUACUAUAUUUUUUAAACAACUACAACGGUACAUGCUUAUCAAAUGCAGAUCAAAGAUUUUCUUUUUUUUUUUUGCAAUUUUUUAAGUAAGUAAAAAUUGAUAAUUUAAAAAUGCUGAAUAAAUGUGGCUUUCCACAGAGGAAGCUUCCCUUUGCACAGGAAGCAUAAGGAUUAGUCACAAAUUUGAAAUAAAUUAGAAUAUCGUAGUACAUCGUAGUCUUCAGUUGUGAUUACAGUGAAAUUUUACUGUCAUAAAUGCUAUGUGAUGUUUCAUGGGCCAUAUUGGCUUUUCUGCCAAAAAUGUUGGUGUUUGUACUUAUUGAUAGAACAUGUGCAAUGCGAUAUUUUAAGAUUUUAAUUUGUAUUUAUGGCUUAAGAGCCCAUCAACUUGCUCACUAGCGCCACUGCCAAAUAACUGUGAUUAUUUAAAUUUAAUGAUAGAUAUUUAAAAAAGGGGGCCGCUACGUGCUGUAUUUUGUAUUUAACUACCUUUUGAAUACAUCAAACUAGUUUUAAUGUUGCUGGAUUCGUCGAUCUAUGACCUCAAAACAAAAACGGCCGUUUUAACUUCGGACGCAUAGAUUGACGAAUCCAGCAACGUAAAAACUAUUAUAAAGUAUUCAAAAGGUACUUAAAUACAGAAUACAGUACGUAGCGGCCCCUUUUAUAAAUAUCUAUCGUUAAAUUUAAAUAGGUAAUCAGCAUGUUGAUGGGCUCUUAAAAUAGAAUAUCAGUGCAAUAGAGUAGGCUUAAUGUGGACCUUGGGGGGCAUGAGUCGCACAAAUGCGAGCAAAUAUUAAGAGUCUCCGGCAAGCUCGGCCAAAUUUCCCCUUCCCAUACAAAAGGAAUUCUCGUUUU